UCAGUGAUGCUUAAGAUAUGUUUCACAAUCGAAAAAGCAGAUUUGGUGGACAGUGGACACUCCAUAAGAAUUAAGAGAAUGUGGGGUUGAUGGGUAUGGGGUAAUGUGGUGUGCAGAUAAUUACAGUGCCUUUUUUUUUUCUCUUGAAACAAGGUAAAAGGAUAUCAUUUAAUUCUAUGCAGUAUUGUACCACUGGUCAGACAAAUUCGUUGGGAAAUAUGAAGUCUCCAUUACUCUCUGCCUCAUAAUCCCACUCCCUGCUUCUCCAUAUUCAGAGCCACCAUUAAAACUUAAAAGAGACUCUUUAUAGUUUAUACUUGUCCACUUACUAUUACUGAAUUAUUUUUUUCCCCCACUCUUUUAGAGAGAGUUAUAGGGAGAGGGAGAGGUAGGGGGAUGAAGCUUUAACUGCUUCAGAGAAUGGAGAAAGAAAGGGAUGAAUCUCUUGUGAAUCUUCUAUGCCCACAUAACUGAGUUUGCAGGCAAUUUCUAAUUGACCUUUCCUAUCACAAUGCGUUCAAGGAACUGUUUAUAUUCUAGGGUCUCCCUCUUUUUAGCGACCUAAUUAUCUCCUGUCUCCUGGAGGUUGAAGGCAUCAUCCUGUACUUGUAUUUGAGGGCAUCUGGUUUUCGUUCAUUUUUCUGUGAUUUCAAGAUAGAAAAGCUCUAGCAUUGAUGAGAUUUUGCUUUCCCACAAUGGGUAAUAAGCAAAAGUUUCAGCAACAGUGGGAAUUGAGGAGGAGGGAUGUUAGCCCCUCUGAUUCUUCAACCAAUGAAUCUGAAUCUAGUUCUAGGGAAGAACCUAUUCUAAAGAAGCAUAAACUGAUUUCUGAUUGGGUGUCACUCAAGGCUGAUGAAGGAGGCAGCAUUACUAGAUCUCAGCCAAAGGCAAGAAAUGCUCCAAGUAUGGGAAAUCAUCAUGAGGUUGAGAAAGCUAAGAAAACGGAAAGCAGGCUUUGUAAGAAGGGUCGUCAUGAUAAGAUAAAGGAGAUGCCUUUUUGUGAAGAAGAGAGUAAAAGAAAGAGCCACAGCUGUGCUGAUGAGCCUGUGACACUGGAGGGUACUCGCAUCUUCAUGGAAUCCAUAUUAGAGGAGCUGAGAGUUGCUAGAGAGAACUUGUUGAUAUGGAUGAGGGAGGAGAUGCAUAAAGUGCUGAAUGAUGAGUCUGCUUCAGGGCCAAAUUUGAGUGAAAACAAUUACAAACAGCAGAUAAGUGGGGUGCAGCAUCAGAAUAGCUUUGAGUCAGAUUCUCAAAAUCAGAUUGCAGGAACUGUUGUAGGUUCUACAAAACGGAGAAGGACUGUUAAUUCUCGCAAGCGUAAUGAAUUUCCUGCAGAUCAAUCUGAUUACUGGCAAACCAUUGAAUCCAUGAAUGCGAUUGAAACAGAAAGAGAAGGAAGAAGAGAGCCAUCUGCUAAAGGGUCCUCUUCCUUGUUUAGUGGUGAAGUCGGAUCGACAAGUUUGACUCCAGCUGCUGUAAUACCUGGAGCCUGUAAUGACAGUCUGAGGCUUGAUUCUUCUCCAUGCAGCUAUACUCAGACGAGGAUGGUUGAGAAUAGAAUGGGUUUGGAUACAGUAAAUCCAAUGCUUGAUUCAAGGAUGCAUCAUAGAAGUUUGCUUGGGUCCCAAGAAGAAACUUAUGAAAAUGUUGCCUAUAUGGGCUCUCAGGAUCAAAACAGGUUUACUCCGCCUUCAAGGUUUGGAACCGGAUUCCCUGUUCCACUACUUCAUGGUUUUGGUGCAGCUUUUAAGACCCAGACCCAGGCCAGUUCGCUGAAACAAUCCCAAGUCCAAAGCAGAAAAAUAGUUCUGAGCAUGGAUGGAGUAGGGAUGAGACUUCCAGUUGGAGGAAGCCAUGGUUUACCAGAUUUCCAUGAUUCUAGUGAUCUCCAUUUAGAUUCUAAAGUUAGCGGUGAUGCCUGGACUCCUGGCAAUUCAAUGCCAUGAGAGGCUAUGCAAUAUCAAGAUUUUUGAUAAAAGUUCCAACUGAAACUUUCUUCCCUCUUCAAUUUGUUUUGCUUCAAGCCCAAAAUAUUAUUAUUAGACUAUAAAUGGAGAUCCAACUUUUUGUUUUUC
Molecule: messenger RNA, 2075 nt
Organism: Macadamia integrifolia
Lineage: Eukaryota; Viridiplantae; Streptophyta; Magnoliopsida; Proteales; Proteaceae
Exons: 2
Coding region: 675-1946 (423 amino acids)
Source: RefSeq, a predicted model, not a curated record